AUGUUGAAAUGGAUACAAGGUGGGCUCUCUGCUGUUACAGGGAUUGCUGAACCCGAAUACGGUAAAGACUAUAUCCAUACUGCCACUGAUCGUGUUAAGAACUCCAAGACGCAACCAUAUGUCGAAUUGACAAGAGAAGAUUUGAAAUGGCUGCAACCAGAACAUACAAAUGUGGAAACCACCACUUUUUACUUCAGUAAUUUGAAUACUGGUAUCAUUGGGUUCGCUCAAAUUAUCCAUUCAAACAUCAUCAGUCUUUUCACUCAAGCUCAAUUCACUUUUAGAAUCUUUGAUUCAAAUAAUCCAGAAAAAUUGAAUGUCUGGACUUCUACAAAAUUGGAAAAUUUUGAAAUUAAAGGUACUGAUUUUUUCGCUGAUAACUUAUCUUUAGAAUUAAAUAAGGAAUUGAAUCAAUAUCAUUUUAUCUCAAAUGUUAAUAAAAGAUCCAAGAUUGAUAUUUAUUUCGAUCAAGUAGUCAAAGGCUGUAAAUUAGGUGAGGAUCCUUUUACUUAUUAUGGUGAUAAUAUAGAAGAACCUUGGGGUUCGAUGAGACAUAUUUUUUGGCCAAGAAAUAAAGUCACUGGUACAAUCCAAUUAAAGAGGCCAAUUUCUCUUGAAGAAAAAAUUGUCACUGAUUUAAAAGAUAAAGUAGAAGACGAAGCAGAAGAAAGAGUUGAAGAAGUUUCUGAUGAUGACGAUGAUGAAAGUAACGAAGGUGAUGAGCAAUCAAAUGCUACAAAUUCAGUAGAACAGCAGGAGAAUGCUUCUGGCGUAGUUUCCUAUGAUGAUGCGGAUGAAUCUGAAUAUGACUCUGAAUGUGAUGAAGAAAUAUUAGAAGAUAUGACUAUUGAUUUCACUAAAGAAGAAAAUUGUUAUGGUUUAUUUGUCAUGGCCAUGCAAGGAAUGAAACCUAACCAUGCAGCAAAAGCGUGGAAUUUCGUUAAUUUCCAUUCUAAGGAACAUUCUGUCAUGGUUAUGGAAUUCAUUACCCCAAAGUCUUAUGGCUGCACCAAAGUUUCUGUUGGUGUGAUUUCAAAUAAUGAAAAAGUCUUGGCGAUGACUAUUGAUAAUGAUUUCCAACAUUUAGAUCAAAAAGUUGAUGAAAUUGGUUGGAAUGUACCACAUAAAUUGAAAAUUAAAUUAAGUGGUAUUUCUAGUGAACUUCCUGACAAACAAAUUGCAGCUGAUGAUAUCUUAUCCAAAGAUCGUGUAUCUUCAACAGUCGAUGUAGAUUUAAAAACUCUUGUGGAAAGAGUUGAUGUUAUGGCAGAAAUUCCACAAUUCGUUAAGAAUAUCGUCUCUGGUAUAGCGGGUACAAAGCCUUACAUCUAUCAAUAUGCCGAUAGAGACAAUUUUACUUUACAAGUUAAUGAUGAAAAGACUUUUGAAAAAGGUAUUGGCUGGACUGAAGUAACUUUUAUUUCAGAAUCUGAUACCGUUACAAAGGAAAGUUUCAAUGAAAAUUGA
Molecule: messenger RNA, 1467 nt
Organism: Henningerozyma blattae CBS 6284
Lineage: Eukaryota; Fungi; Ascomycota; Saccharomycetes; Saccharomycetales; Saccharomycetaceae
Product: survival factor 1 family protein
Exons: 1
Coding region: 1-1467 (488 amino acids)
Biological process (GO): response to oxidative stress
Cellular component (GO): cytoplasm
Source: RefSeq, a predicted model, not a curated record